Messenger RNA from Frieseomelitta varia, 6134 nucleotides. Its product is annotated as serine-rich adhesin for platelets-like. NCBI's taxonomy places the organism in Eukaryota, Metazoa, Arthropoda, Insecta, Hymenoptera, Apidae. The transcript has 3 exons. The record is from RefSeq and is a predicted model, not a curated record. The coding region runs from base 418 to 5148 and encodes 1576 amino acids.
AAUAUGACGCAGAAUAUUAACCGCUAAUUUACGGUUAAGUUUUUAGAGAAAUAUAAACAACAAUCGAAGUAUUCACAUAAAACUUUAUCAUUACUGACUAUUAUUACUGCAUUACAUGCAGCAAAUACAGUGUGACGAUCGUUAAAAUAAUCUAACUCGACGUAAUCAAUUGUGUUGGGAAAAUUGUUUUCAUAUUAACAGAAUCAGGCUGACUUAUUGCGUUCGUUCGCAAUAGCGUCCUAACCUCUAUUUCGCAUCGUACCUUUCAAAGAAGCUGUGCUGUGCACGAUUAAAAAAGAAUGGCUAAUUUUCCUAGUAUCUACGAAGAAUUCCCUCCGAGAGAACAGUUUACUGUUAAAAUGUGACAGUGUAUUAGAUCCUGAAUGAAAGAUGACAAGGCACGUAUAGUUUGUGAUUAUGGAGUAUGACUCUGCAUCGAAUUGUGAAGGUCAUCUGCGAGAUUGUGAAGCUUCAGACGAUCUCUCACGUUUAAGACAAAUACAGAAACUCGAACGAUCAGCCUGUACCACGAAUUCUACGCCAUGGCAUUCUCUACAGAUCGUGACACCACAGCCAAAUGUCAAAUUAGGAUCAACAAACAGAAGUCUUUCGUCUCAGGUAAUGGAAUAUUACCACAAGUAUUCUCAAAAUGCAAAUUUGGAUCAAUAUUUUUCGUUGCCUGCAACUAGUACAUCACCAGAAGCAAUUAAAUGUUAUUACAGUAUAUAUGAAGUAAAUCCUAAAUUAGAGGCUAACAGACAAGAUUGUAUAGGUGAAGAUUAUAAUUUAAGGACUUCCGUGCCUAGAGAAAGAAGAAGAUGGGUGAGGCCGCCUCUUAUCGGUCAGUCUUCAAAUGCAGAGUCAUCAUCUAGAUACGUUCAACCAUUGUCAAAUCCAGAAUCUCCAUUGCCUGAUUUAAAACAUAUUGCGCCAGAAACAAUUUUAGAGGAGAAAAAUGAAAGUCAAGAGACACUGACAGAAAGCAUAGAAAGGAAAGUAUCUUCUCCAACUUCGAGUGUCGCUUCUCACAAACCGCUCGAAUGGGAUAGCGGAGCAGACGUUGGUUACUUUAAUCUUGUACCUUGUAAACAAAAUGAUAAGAAAUUAAGUACAAUAGAACGCAUGGCUUUAGCUAGAGGUUGUUCUGCUGCGUUAAGAUUGGACCCUGAAGGCACUACAGAAUCGGGAAUCUCUGGGAAACUUGUGGGGAUUCAGAAAAAUACAACUACUUCUACAGUGCCUGAUGCUAAUUCUACGCCAUUACUGGAAAAUGCAUCAGGAUCGGAAAGUGAGAUUGAGAUUACUCCGAUUGUCAAAAACCACUUGCCAGGUAUAAUAACAGGAAACUGCAUAAAAUCCAGUGAGAAAACUCUUCUUAAGGAUCUCAAAGACCAAGAUACUUUUACGCAUUAUAUCAAGAAAGAGCACAACCAUGACACUUCAAAAUCAACGUUUACAUCUAAGAUCCCUUUUGUAAAAUCCUCGAGCAAGGUAAGAAAGCUACCAAACAAACAGAAUACGAAUAAGGAAAAUAUAUGUCCUUCUACGUCCCCUUUGAAAAAGAGCACAUCCAUGAACACGUUAGUUAUACCGGCUUUUAAAUUACCGUUGAAAAGAAGCCAGAGCGAGUUGAAUUUGUACGCUAGAGAUAAGAACAGAGCCGCGUUGCCACUAAUUUUUAAUUCUUCAUCCUCCAUCGCUACUAUUGUAAAUAAACCUUCUACUUGUGAUAAAGUUAUACAGACGAGUCUAUACGCUUAUACUCAAGAAUCCGUUGGCGUGCAAGUCUCGGUUCUCGAUGAGGAAAAGCCGCCGUUACCAAAGAGAGGAACUAGUUUGCAAAAGAGUUCGACGUUAAUGUUAGAGAAUCCAAAGGGAACGUACAAAGUUCAAAAUUUGAAAAAGCACGAAGCCAAUGAAACGAAGCGAGAUGUUAGGAUGAACGAGCGUAGCAAGGAAGUCGGAGCAAGUUAUUCAGAACCGUCUCAAAGCGGUUCCACGAGGCAUACACCUCAGCCUGAUGACGUGGAGAAUAUAACCGGCAGAGCAAAUAGUUUCGAGUAUUUUCCUGGUCACGUAUACGAGAACGUUCCUAAUGGAAGCGGUAGCCAUAUCUCAUCUUCCGAGACCGGGAGGUCCCAUUCCACUAUACCUAAUACCAGCUCCAGUAUUAACGAGAAACUGUGGGGAGAUUCGGACAGCUUGGUGAGGGAUUUAGAACGAAGCGUAAACAUAUUGAAGAGUCUCGUCGAUGCGAAUAAAUGCGACAAAGAGAUUAAAAAAAGACUGAUACAUCACGUAGUCAAGAGAUUAAUUACCAAAUAUACAGACGACAAGAUCGAACAUAAUCUCGAAGACAAUGUUCCAUGGAAUCCCGACGAUGCCAGGAACAAGGUUUACGGUAGGGAGAUUCUCCGGGCUUUAACGAAAAAGCACAAUACCAGCGAUUCCUCGAGUGACUGGAAUUUGCAGAAGCAAAUGGCGCAAGGGAAGUCGUCCACAAGGAACAGAAGGAACAUCGCGAAAGAUAUCGCGUUGGAAAGUAGUAGCGAUAAAAUAGACAAAAAUACAGAUAGAACAGAAACUGAUGGACGAAAGGCGAGGAUGGGCCUUAGAUCUGACGAUUGUCAUCGGAGCAGUAACACUGUAACCGAUCCAGACAAGAGCGAGAGCUCGGAGUGUUUCUUUCCUCAAAGAACUCGCAAAAGCAAUAAAGUGCAAGAUAUAUUUUGUGCGAAAGAAAGAUGUAAGAUUUCGACGAUGACGACGACAACGACGACAACGACGACCACCACCACAACCACCACUACCACCACGACCACGAUCAACAGUACUCCACCUGAUCACAACCGGAUGUUGUUGGACGCUGUUGUUAAUAACAGAAGAACUGUCGUUCGUUCGAGCAAUACAGGGGAACAAGAUGACUGGAGACUGCUUACCACGUUCUCAGAGAGACAGUUUGAACUGAAAAAGUGUGGUAGCUCCGACUCCGCAGACUCGAAGUUGGUUAGCUACGCCGAGAUGGAGAAAAGAAAUCAGUUGAUUUGGAUCACGAACGAGAUUAGCCAUUUGUGCAACUUGAAGAAAUUGUUGGAAGAAUCGCGGAGAUCGGAGAGGCCACGAACGUCUCCAAAGAAAUCGAGGUCGGGGAACUUUAAAAGGAAACCAACUUCGGGGUCAUUGACGCAUCUGCACGAAUUGUCUAAAAGCGACGGAUCAGACGCACGAGCCGAUUCAGUGGGAGAGCCAUGGUCGUCUCAUUGUAACUUGGCAACCUGUCAAUUUUCCAGUAGAUCAAACAGUAUCAUCCAACGCAUUAAAAAGCGAAACAGCUGCGCGCAAACGGCGACCAACGUUACCAGUGCUCUCUCGAAGACUGGCGGUGAAAUCGUGUCUGCAUCCACCCUGCAUAGUUCCACGAUGAAGCUAGUUAGCACGGGGGUGCAGACUGACCCUCAAGAAUCGUCAACAAUUCCCGCUCUGAUACAGUCAGAGAUCGUGCAUUAUGUCAAGUGUCCGGCGCACAAUGCCAUGCAUUUCCAGAACAGCUACGUGUGCAACGAGCAAGCGAAUCAAUGCUCAAAGUAUCACGCCAUUCAGAAUGUAGUUACAACUUGUAUGCAAUGUUUACAGGAGCAGAAGGACCAAUCGAGCAGCAUUCAAAAAAUGCACACAAACAUAAAGAGCUUUCAAGAGGAGAGUCCAGUUGACUCGCAAACGUUGUCCGAUCAGACGAAUGGCAACAGCGUUUCCUCGUCCGAAAUAGUCCAUCAUUGUGCGAACAAGGAGGUCCAGACGGGUUCGCUUAAGCAGAAGGAAGUGAAGAAUCAAAUAAACGCCUCCAAGUCCAAGUUGUGUAAAUGUGAGAAUAAAAAGGUAUUGUCGAAAGGAUGUCAAGCGUGUACUUUGCCGGCAAUUGCGUUGGAAAGUAGCAGCGUCUCUAAAUGCGAGGAAUGUCAGAAGAAGGUGGUACACGCGCGCGACAGAGAUGAGGGGAACUUGCAAGAACAUGGCUGCACAACGGCGUGCGAAUGCGACAACAACCAGUCAAAGAAAACUCGGGCACCUAUGAAAUAUAGUUCAAAGUAUUAUCAGAAUAGUAACGGACACGUGUCGAGCUUGAAUCAAAAUGGCCGUAUCAAGUUGUGCGGAUGUUCCAACGACUGUUUCUGCGAGAACAGUCGCGAGCAGGAUGUUCAGAAAGCGAAAGGGUUAUGCAGUUGUCAUCCAAAUGGGAAAGUUCAAUGCAACGGGACCCGCUACCUCCGCGGGGAAGCAGAAGACUGUCCGACUCAACCGUGGCCUUAUUGCGUGACUAACGGGCAGGUUAACGAAACUGCACAGUACAAAGUACAAAGCAAUGGGAAAUGCGACUGCGAGAAAGAUUGUUUCUGUAGUAACCGAGCGAAAAAUAGCGAUGAAUUGUUGCACGGUAGAGUCUGCAACAGCGGCAAGCCAAAUUACGUGGACGAAGCGAACCAAACCAGUGAUUUCGAUACAAAUUGUAAAUACUGUUGUCGCUGCGGCGCAGCAUAUCAGAGCGUCAAAAAAUGUAGUUGUUAUCAAACGUAUCCGAAAGCCAUCGCGUACGAGUUAUCGUUCGCGAAAGAGAACGGCCAGAGACACAAUGGUCUGGGUACGUUGCUAAAAGUGCCAUUAUUGAAUGAAGGGAAAACGGAUGGCUGUGUUUGCAACAUGAUCAAAAAAGUUAGCUCGAAGAGAAGUUCUCCGCGAAAAUGUACUUUGCAAGAUUAUUUGUCUAGAAAUAAGGCGGAUUUUGUAAAUAAUGCAGAAACGCGCCGGCAAUACAUGUCGGAGAUAUGUCAGCUGCGACAACUGCGAAAGGAAAAAAGAAUACAAUUGUUGGCGAUGGCAACCACGUCGAAUGUUAUAAAAUCACCGAGAGCUUCUUGUAAACCAACAGUUUACACACAGAGAAAGAUGAGCUCCGAAGAGAUGAAGGAGAGACUUCGCAAACGGUAUUUUCGUCUGAACGAAGUCCGACAGAAGCGACGACAGCUGGAGAAACAGGAAGAGGCACGACGUAACAAACUCAUGGCUAAAAUCUUUUGUAAGAAAUUGCAGCAGAAGGUACUGAGGGGCCAAGUAGAUCUGUCUCAAAGCGUUAGCGUUAUAUCCAACAUGUAAUGUUAAAGAAAUGUUUCCCUGUGCGUAGUUUAAAUGUCAAUUAGCAGUCUGAUGAUCGGACAGACAAUAGAGAAACGUACAAACUAUCUUGCCUUUCAAACUGAAAGGUUCAUUAAAGAUUUUUGUUUCAAGAAUUCUCUUGGAUCUGACUUUUCAUUACAAUAAUGCAUAAUAUAUAACUAAUGUUAACAUUUACUUUAUAGGCUGCACAUGGACGUCUAAAGUGGCGUAAGGUUUACUUUCGCGUUCGUGUGUAACACGAAAUAGAACAAUAACGUAGUGACCUAGAUGAUCCAGGAAUUUUUGCUAUAGAUCUAAGAAUUAAAAAUAUCAUAAUGCGUUGUUCUACAAAUUUGUGCCUACAAAUUUAUGAUAUUUAACAAUGAAUUUAAGAAACUUUGUCUUGCCAAUAUAUUUUCAUAUCAAAAGUAUACCGAUGUGAUGCUCGGUUGAAUUCUAAUACAGUUGUUCCAUCAAAAUUCAAUGUUACAACGUAAGAAAAUGAAUUGAUACAAUGAUUGUAAAUAAAAGAUAAAUUUAUUCUUUUCGUUUGUCGAAGGAUUUGGAAUACUUUUGAAUUGAAAUUGCUAUCUGUUUUGCAAAAUUUGCGAUAAGAUCUUUCGGUUUUAUUGGACUUUAACCGAGCUUUAUUUUAUUUAGUAAACGGUGCACGUAUGCUACAUCUGAUAUGAUAAUACAAUAAUGAUUUUCAUUUUCGUGAAACAGCUUUACGACGGUAAGGUUUCACAUUUUACUGGUAAAAUGUUUUUGAGAGUGAAAACGUGCUGCGUCGAGGAAGCGUUCGGUGGAAAAUGCUUUAAGAUGAUGAAAGUAGUUGUUAGUACCUGAAUACACAGUACACAAUCCUUUAUUAUUCGUAAGACUUAAUAAUAUAGUCCCUUGGAUUUUUACCUUCAAUAUUUUACCUUUUUGUAUGAUGAUUAUACUCAUUUGAUUAAUAAAAAUAAAACGAAUCCAUAUAGGAA